UUCCUGUUGAGAAAGGGCCACCAGCUCCUCCGCAGUUACCGCCUCACUGAUGUCACUUGAAGUGUUCCUCGUCUAGGAGCAAGAUCGGGUGAGGAUUUAAGGUUGAAAAGCCACAGGAAGGUGCCACAACAGAUAAGAAGCAACAGAGAAAAGAGACGACGUAUGGUGGCUGAGCCGAGCGCCAGUAGCUCUUGGUCAUCAUGGCACGUCUCUCUGGACUAAAGGCCCUCUUGGCCCUUGCCACCCUCAUUGGCUCGACUCAACAUGCAGUCGCACAAGAUGCUUCAACCGCAGCUGCGCCCACAGCAGAUCUUCCUGCCUCCAACGCCAGUAACGCCAGUCCCACCAUUGAUGCAAAUGACACUCUGACCCCCACGCAACCUGCCUCCACUCAAACCCCAACAAUCCAAGCAACAGUCACAGAUAACCUGACAGAGUGUCCUGACAGAGAAUUUAGCAUUCCGAAGAAUUUUAAUUUUACUGUGACGAUCACAAUCAGUGAAAAGGACCUCCAUGGUACCACCAGUGGCCCUAUCGCUCCCACCAACAUUACCAAUGCAACUACCCCCAGUAUACCCCCAGCAAUUGUUCAUCAUUACAUGGUUGUUUUCAACAAUAACGAUUCUGACCCACUCAAUAGUAACUUUAGCGGUAGCUCAUUUACCAUCACCAAUCUCCAACCAUGCACCCACUACAGUUUUAAUGUCUUCCCCAUUCCCCAUAACAACACCACUCGUUGUAGACUCAAGGGUCCCACAACAUUCGUCACCAGAAAUAUAACUGAGGGAGAUGUCACACCGAUAUGGAAUGACUCAGCAGAGGAAAUGUGUUAUAAGACAACAUGGGAACCGGUAGAAAAACUGUGUUUUAAGGAGAAUGGGACCUGUGUGGUGAGAUCAUUUGACCCAGCUCCCCACUGUGGUUUCAUCAUACAACAGCAUGUACCCAUCGUUGAUAGCAUUAAACUGAAAUAUAUAAACAAGACAUACCCUAUCGAGAUUGAAUGGGAAAACAAACCCAGCGAAUGCCAAAAUAAGAAUUUGACUUUCAACUGUAGAGGACCAGAUGGUAUAUCUUAUACAGACGGAAAGUUAAAACCAUUUGAAGUUUAUAACUGCAUCGCAACCUACAGCAACUCCAAUUUUACUCUUCAAGCCCAAGAAACUGUUUCUACUGAAUGUGAUGUAAAGGUUGAAAUACCACACAUCAUAGCCACAAGCACAUCCCUCACUCUCCAAAGAAAUAGUACAUUUGGAGGUUGCACUGGUGUAAAUUUCACCUUUGAGACCACAUGUGGUGAAUUUAAGGAUGACAAGAGCAACAACCAGAAUGACACCAUUAAGUUCAGUGGUUUAAAACCUUACACCCCCUAUACGUGCAAAGUUACCAUGAAAUAUAAUGAUGAAAUUCUAAAAUCAGUUACUGAAAAAAACAGGACUUCCGCUGACCACCCUGCUCCACCAACAAUCAUCCAUAUAAGGAAUCGGCCCUCAAAUAACGCUUUACAUGUAACAUGUAAAAAUGGAACAUGGAAUGGUGGGAAAGGAAAGUUUCAUGCAACAAUAUACUAUACUGGGAGUAUAGUGAGAAAUGAACCUCAAAUUGAGGACAAAUGUGAUUUUAAGUUUGAAGACCUCAGCUACUCAACACAAUACACAAUAGAGGUUAAAGCUGUGAAUGCAGAUCAUAAGUCAUCAAAUCCAAUAAAGGAAUCGAUGUAUACAUCAUAUAAUGACAAAGCUGUCAUUGGAAUCUUGGCUUUCUUCAUCAUUCUGACCACCAUUGCCCUCCUAUGUGUUCUGUAUAAAAUCUACAUUCUCCAGAAGAAGAAAGAUAAUGACAACAACGAAGAAGAAAUCCCACUUUCAACAAACCCCUUGAUGACAGUGGAACCCAUCGCCGCUGACAACCUCCUAGAUGCCUACAAGAAGAAAAUUGCAGAUGAAGGCCGUCUUUUCCUAGCAGAAUUUCAGAGUAUUCCCAGGAUUUUCAGUAAUUACACCGUCAAAGAGGCCAAGAAUCCGGAUAACCAAGCAAAGAACCGUUACGUAGACAUCCUUCCAUACGACUACAAUCGAGUGCAGCUCUCAGGCGCUGGCGGAGGGGUAGAAGCUGGUGGGGACUACAUCAAUGCCAGCUUCAUUGAGGGUUUCAAGGAGCCAAAGAAGUACAUUGCUGCCCAAGGCCCCAAGGAAGAGACCAUACUGCAUUUCUGGAGAAUGAUCUGGGAGCAGAAAUCCUCCAUCAUCGUCAUGGUGACUCGCUGCGAGGAAGGGAACAGGAACAAAUGUGCUCAGUAUUGGCCAUCCAUGGAGAGAGAAACGGAGAUCUACGAAGACUUUGUGUUAAAAAUUAAGAAAGAAGAACUCUGUCCUGACUACAUCAUCCGCCACCUCACCAUAAUCAAUCUCAAGGAUAAGUCGACUGAGAGGGAAGUGACCCACAUCCAGUUCACCAGCUGGCCUGAUCAUGGUGUCCCCAGCGAGCCACACCUGCUGCUGAAGCUGCGUCGCCGAGUCAACAGCUUCAGCAACUUCUUCAGCGGGCCCAUUGUCGUGCAUUGCAGUGCUGGGGUGGGCCGGACGGGCACCUACAUCGGCAUCGAUGCCAUGAUGGAGAGUCUGAAUGCAGAGGGCGUCAUGGAUAUCUAUGGCUACGUGGUGAAGAUGAGACGCCAGCGCUGCCUCAUGGUGCAAGUGGAGGCCCAGUACAUACUGAUCCACCAGGCUCUGAUUGAGUUCAACCAGUUCGGAGACACAGAGGUCCCCCUGACAGAGCUGCAUUCCUCCAUCACCACUCUCCAGGCCAAGGACCUUGACGAGCCCACCCUUAUGGAGGGAGAGUUCCAGAGACUUCCCAAGUACAGAAACUGGAGAACCCUCAACACAGCAAUCACUGAGGAGAACAAGAAAAAGAACCGUUACUCGACCUUCAUCCCAUAUGACUUUAACAGAGUUCUAGUCAAACUAGAAGAGGAGAGCAGCCGCGAAAGUGAUCAGGAUGAUGAUGAUGAUGAUUACUCCUCUGAUGAUGAUGAGGAAGAGUCCACCCAGUACAUUAAUGCCUCAUAUAUUGAUGGCUACUGGAGUCCGAGAAGUCUGAUUGCUGCUCAGGGACCGUUGGCAGGCACCAUCCCUGAGUUCUGGCAGAUGGUCUACCAGAAGAAGGUCAAAAACAUUGUCAUGCUCUCCAAGUGCAAGGAGGGUGACCAGGAGCUGUGUGCUGAGUACUGGGGCCAAGAGAAGAAAACCUACAAGGACAUUAGCGUAGAGGACACAGCAAGCGUCACAUCUCCAGCCUACAUCAAAAGGACCAUCCAAUUACAGCAUGCCAAGAGGAAAGACGCUCGGAAGGUGCAGCAGUACCACUUCCAGAGCUGGCCAGAGGAGGGUUUACCGCAGAACCCCCAGGACUUGGUGGACAUGAUCAAAAGCAUCAAGCAGAGCAUCGGCAGCAGCAGGGCGGACAGAAGCGUCCCAGUGGUGGUUCACUGCCAAAAUGGAACUACUCGCAGUGGCAUUUUCUGUGCCCUAUGGAACCUUCUGGAGAGUGCAAACACAGAGAACCUGGUUGACAUCUUCCAGGUCUGCAAAAGUUUACGCAAGGAACGUCAGGGAAUGAUCUCCGAUUUUGAGCAUUACCAGUUCCUGCACCAGGCCGUGGGGGGUGCCUUCCCCGCGCAGAAUGGCGAAGUCAGGCAGACGUCCGCGUCACCCACGGACUCGGUGCAGAUUGUGAAUGAGGUUCCCGCAAGCACUACGACUGUUGACCAGCAGGUGGCGGAAUCAGCGCCAGCGCCAUUGCAAGUGGAGCAGGCAGAGUCAAAGGACGACGCCGAAAUGGAAAAGGAGGCAGAUGCUGCUGAGAGUAGCACCUUGCUACCAGCAGGGGGAGUCAGUGAGGUGGGUGAGGCAGCGGCUCAGCCCAGCACCGCCAAUGGCCCAACUAUAACGCUUGAGGUAUGAGAGGGAGAAAAGGAAAAAUAAUCGCUAUCAAGGAGUGACUUAAAGCAUAUCUGAGUUGUUUGUAUAAAUUAAUAAAUAAAUGGCGUGUUAUUUUUUAGCUUUGUAAGAUUCAUCAAAUACUAGUUGUUAUGAAAUAGUUUGCAUCAUUUUUAGGAAUGUUUGGGCUUUUAUCGAAUGUAUUGUAAAAAAUCAUUAUGGUGUUUUAAACAACAUUUCCUAUUGAAACUAAAUUAUAAGUCUUUUUUGCUUUUUUAUUAUUCAUCCUUUCCAUGUAAAUGUAUGCUUUACUGCACUACAUUGCUCUUUUCAAACUAUAGCCUACCAUUUUAUAUAAAAACAUUUUGCAUUUGAGUUCUUGCUUGUAUGGGAUACAAUGAAAUAAAUAAAUGGUACAUCGGAAA
This is a messenger RNA of Clupea harengus (Atlantic herring), 4366 nucleotides long. It is a transcript of the gene ptprc, whose product is annotated as protein tyrosine phosphatase receptor type C. The transcript is spliced from 33 exons. Gene Ontology annotation, biological process: protein dephosphorylation; positive regulation of peptidyl-tyrosine phosphorylation; negative regulation of protein kinase activity. Gene Ontology annotation, molecular function: protein tyrosine phosphatase activity. Lineage: Eukaryota; Metazoa; Chordata; Actinopteri; Clupeiformes; Clupeidae. The record is from RefSeq and is a predicted model, not a curated record. Bases 201 to 3965 code for a protein of 1254 amino acids.